AUGAACGGAAAUUCAUUAGUAUUAUUACCCUUAUUUGCAAUUAUUUGCUUGUUCUCAUCGGAAAGCGUUGCUACGGAAGACUGUUCUAUCUACAAAUCAGAUUUGAAUAUAAUUAGUUUAAAUCCAUUUUAUGUUCGAACACAGUACUAUCCGACUAUUACAUCAGCCGCUUGGGAUGGAGUUCAAAUAACUGCUUUUUUAAUUAAAAACGAUCGAAAUCCAUCUUCAAAUAUUGUUUGUUUGAAAAAUUUAACAACACUGACAGUCAUAAACACAAAUUUGACAUUAACAGCAGAUAUUAGAAAUUUAUUAAAUUUAACUAGACUGGUUAUACAAUCAAAUAAUGAAACAAUUGGUGAACAUUUACCUGCUGAACUAGGUGAAUUGGCAUUAUUAACCUAUUUGGAAUUAGUUGAUCUGGGACAAUUAAAAGAUAUACCACAAGAACUGAAACAGUUACAAACAUUAAAAUUAAAUGGUUUACCAAAUUUUGAAAAUAUAUCCGAAAAUUUACUAUCAUUACAAACAUUACAAAUACAAAACUGUAAAAAUUUCACACAAUUGCCAUCAACCGUUAAUCAAUUUAAACUUUUAUCAUCAUUAGUAAUAACAGAAACAAAUUUAAAUACAUUGAAAUUAAAUGAUUUAAGCUACUUGUCAGCAAUUCAAGUGUCAAAAAAUCCACAGUUAACAACAGUAACCUUGAUAAAUUUAUCAUUUCUAUCCGUAUUAGAUUUAUCAAUGAAUUUAAAUUUAACAGAAUUGACCGUCGAUAAUUUACAAAAGUUAUAUAGUUUAGAUUUAUCUUAUUGUCAAUUGGAAAUAUUUCCGGAAACAAUAUUGAAACUAUCAUCAUUGGAAAUAUUGAGAUUGCAAUAUAAUCGGCUCACAUCGUUACCAGAGCAAUUGUCGACUAGUUUACCAAAAUUAAAAGUAUUGUAUCUAUCAAGUAAUAAAUUUCAAGGUCAAUUGCCACUGAAACUCCCCGUAUUAGCCAAUUUAAAAGAAUUAUAUUUAUCACGAAAUCAACUGACAACUUUAGAAACUAUUGGCCAAUAUCAACAAUUGUCGAUAUUGAAUGCGGAUUUCAAUAACAUAACAGCAAUACCAAUGGAAAUAAUGCAGUUAUUAUUAACAUUACAAAAUUUGGACUUACAUCAAAAUUCUUUAACAUCAGUACCCUAUCAGAUGUCAAAUAUGGCAAAAUUACAAACACUCAAUGUACAACUUAAUGACAUAACAUAUCAAGAAAAACAAAACAUACAACAAGUGUUUCGACAAACAUCGAUUUCUGUCACCCUUUAG
Molecule: messenger RNA, 1305 nt
Organism: Didymodactylos carnosus
Lineage: Eukaryota; Metazoa; Rotifera; Eurotatoria; Philodinida; Philodinidae
Source: the annotation of a GenBank genome assembly